This is a messenger RNA of Ictalurus punctatus (channel catfish), 9121 nucleotides long. RefSeq names its product double C2-like domains, alpha (gene doc2a). NCBI's taxonomy places the organism in Eukaryota, Metazoa, Chordata, Actinopteri, Siluriformes, Ictaluridae. The record is from RefSeq and is a predicted model, not a curated record. The transcript is spliced from 11 exons. Bases 6878 to 8149 code for a protein of 423 amino acids.
CGACCACACUUUGUUUAUUUAUUUAUUUUGCACUUUCCCUUACUUUAAUCUCCUUUUCAUUUUCACCACAGCUAUUACCAGAUACGAUAGAAACACACUUAUUUCUUUUGGUUUACAAUCCACUCACCUAUCACCGUUUUUUUUCCCACAAGAUCCAUGCUGGCUGAGCGAGAUCCUGAGGAGGAACAAAGGACAAGACCCGAAGCUGUGGCUCUGAGGGAAACAAGCUGGCAUCAAGAACAGGCUGUGGGCUUGUGCACACCAUGCUCCCCUGCCUAGCAUCCUGCUAACCAAUGUCCAGUUUCUGGAGAACAAGCAUGACAACCUCAGGGUCAGGGUUAAAUUCCAGAGGGACAUUCGGAACUGCAACUGCAUCUGCUUCACUAAGACAUGGCUGAACCCAGGUGUACUGGACCACGCCAUCCAGCUGGCCGAGUUCUUCUCGUUUUACUGCAAGGACAGAACAAUGGAGUCUGGGAAGUCAAGCGGAGUUGGAGUGUGUCUGAUGGUAAACAGCAGCUGGUAUUUGAACAACAGUGGGAGCAUUGUUCCUCUCACACGCUCUUGCAUACCCAACCUGGAGCUCCUGACCAUCAAAUGUCGCCUAUAACAAAUACCUUCCUCAGGAUUUUACCUCGGUCAUAGUCAGUGCCAUUUAUAUUUCACCUCAGGCAGACAUGGACACUUCCUUAUGUGAACUACAUGAUGCUCUCACUUAACACUAGACUCAUCACCAGGAUGCUGCGCUCAUUGUGGCGGGGGAUUUUAACAGUGACAAUGAUACAAUCCAGAAAACCAUCAUCAGAAGGUUUCCCAAACAGGAGCCAUGGGUGGAUAAAACCAUCCACGACUCUCUGAGAUCUCACACCGCAUCCUAUAACAAUGGGCUCACCACCGGGAACAUGGCAGACUACAAGGCUACAUCCAACAACAUGCACAGAGCAGUGAAGGAGGCACAAUGGCACUGUGGGAGAAACUAGAGUCACAUUUUCAACAGGGUGGCUCUAGGAGCCUGUGGCAAGGACUGAGAAUGAUAAUGGACUAUGAAACACCAUCCUCCAGAAAGGUGAAUGCAGAUGCUUCUCUGGCAUUCUCUGGUGCUCGCUUCGAGGCUGCAGCUACCAGCAGUGUUGAUGGUACUAGUGGCAGUAUGCAUGUGGAGAGUGUCAGAGUGGGAAACGCUUUCAUUAGCUCAGAACACCACGUGAGGAAGGCUUUCAGGAGACUGAACACCAGGUAGGCAACAGGACCAGAUGGCAUAUCAGGUCGGGUCCUUAGAGCCUGCAUUGACCAGCUAGCACCGGUGUUAGCACAGAGAUAUUCAACCUCUCCCUGGCACAGUUGGUAAUCCCCACAUGCUUCAAACUGUCCAUUAUCAUUCCUGUCCCAAUGAAACCCCAGCCUGCCUACCUCAAUCAACUAGUAUCCCUGACUUCAGUUGUGAUGAAAUGCUUUGAAAGACUGACCAGAGACUUCAUCACCUCUUCAUUACCUGAUACCAUGGACAUGUUACUGUACCAAUCACUUUACAGAGAACGCCAUCACAGACCUCCUACACACAGCCCUGAGACAUAAGGAAGGGAAAUAAUGUUAAAAUGCUGUUUGUUUACUACAGUUCAGCAUUGUCAGUGGAUUUCCUACUUCCUGACAGACAGACCACAAGCAGUACGAGCAGUAUGAGUGGGCAGACAUGUCUUACCCUCCCUCAACCUCAGCAACGGAGUCCCUCAGGGUUGUGUCUUGAGCCCUCUGUUGUACUCACUGUACACUUAUGGCUGUGUGGCCACUACCAACUCUACCAGCAUUGUCAAGUUUGCUGAUGACACUAUUGUGCUGGGCCUGAUAUCUGAAACAAUGAGAAAGGCUAUGUAGAGGCGAUGAAAAGCCUGGAAAAUUGGUGCCAGGAGAACAACCCCCUCCUGAAUGUCAGCAAGACAAAGGAGUUGAUAGUGGACUUCAGCACAAAGAAAGAGAGGAGCUGCCAACCCUUAAGAUCAAUGGGGCCCCAGUGUAGAGAGUGGACAGCUUUUGAUACCUUGGUGUACACAUCAUGCAGGACCUGUCACAUUAGCACCCUGGUGAAGACGGUCCAUCAGCGUCUUUACCGUAUUAGACUCUUAAGGGACUUUAACCUGCCCUCUAAGGUGCUAAGGAACUUUUACACCUACACCAUUGAGAGCAUCCUGACGGGAAGCAUUACAGCCUGGUUUGGGAACAGCACAAAGCAGGUUAGGUGGGCUCUCCAGAUGGUGGUGCGAUUAGGUGAGUAUACCAUCCUUACUAAGCUCCUUGGCUUGCAGUCUAUCUACAGCAAGCAGUGCUGGACCAAGGCCAGGAGGAUAGUGAAGGACCUCAGCUAUCUGAACAAUCUACUCUUCUAUCUGUUGUGGUCAGGGAAUGUGCAUGGUGCCCUGUGAUGGACUGGGGUCCCAUCCAGUGUGCAUCCUACCUCACACCUAGUGUUCAAAGGAAUAGGCUUUGGAUCCACCAUGACCCUGACCAUGAUCAAGUUGUUCCUGAAGAUGAAUGAAUAAUAAAACAAUUGUAAAAGGUUAAUCACUAUUCGGCCAAAAGUUUGUGGACACCUGAUCAUCACACUAAUAUGUCCUUUUUGAAAAUCCUAUUCCAGAUUUAGUCUUCCUUUGCUGUUAUAAUAAGCUCCACUCUUCUGGAAAAGCUUUCCAUCAGAUUUUAGAGCAUGGUUGUAGGGGAUUUGCACAUUCAGCCACAAGAACAUUAGUGAGUUCAGGCACAGUCAGCGUUUUAGUUCAUCUGACACAAAGGUGUUUAGUGGGGUUCAGGUCAGGGCUCUGUGCAGGCAACUCAAGUUUUGCAAACCAUGUGUUCUGGGUGUUGGUUUGUGCACAGGGGCACUGUCGUUCUGGAACAGAAUUGGGGCUCUUGGUUCCAGUGAAGGGAAAUUUUAAUGCUACAGCAUACAAAGACAUUCUAUAAAAUUGUGUGCUUUCAAUUUUGUGGCAACAGUUUGGUCCACAAACUAUUGGUCAAUUAGUCUAUGUCACAGAGGGCUCCAGAAGCCCCACCCCACAUCCUCAUCAUGCAGCCUGGUAAUGGUAUUUACUUGGCUAAUCGGGAAAAUGAUGAAGCUCACCAAUCACCUAUCAGUGGAAUAACAACCAUACACAACAAGAAUGUCAAUGUCGCUUUAUGUGCCCCCUUGGAUGCAAUGGAUUUAGUGAGGUCAUAUGUCACAGACCUGUUAGAAACCUCCUACUUUAACCAUCAUGGCUUUAGGGCUUCAGAGGAAUAAAUAAGAAUUGCCCAUAGACCAAACAGUGAAGAUUUAAAAAUCAUUUCGGCAGCAGGUUCCUACAGAUUAACUCGAGAACACUAAAAUGUUGUUCAUUUUGUAACUCUGUGGAAACAUUUCAAGAUUCUAUGUAGGACCUUAACAAAAGGACAAAAGGUGGUUUCAUAUAAGAGAGGGUUCCAUUGAGAGGAACCCAAAGAACCCUUGAGAAAUCUUUUUCCAGAAGCGUGUGAGAUUUCAUUCCAUAAGGUAAGGAAGUUUGAAUCUGAUUGUCUAUGAGGAAAAACAUGUAAAUCCUGAUAUUCAUUCUGUAGAUGCCAAUCCAUAUAUAAAAUAUGUGCAGUCAGGGUGCUUCUCCAAGCUGUGAAAUCAGAAUGCCAUACACACUUUGGCCAUAGGAGGACUGUAGGACUGCAAGACGUUUCUAGCAGUGCCUUCAGUGCUAAUGUUUCACUUCUCUUUUUGCAUCUUCUCGACCUCUUUUUCUGGUUCAUUACCAUCACCAUACCAUGCCAUUUACUUCCAAAUGCUCUUUCACCUGCUGUUUCUAUCCCUCUCUAUGUAUCACAUUAUUUCCUCAACUCUACCUCCUGCCUAUCACUGUUUUCAUCCAUACACCAUAAAUCUUACUGACAAUGAUCAGGCUUCCCGAGACUGCGAGUGUUGUAAUGAUGAGAAUCACCCUUAUUGGACCUAAUGAGCCUUAAUUAAUUGAGAUGAUAACAAUCCAGGUCCAAUUUAAUUUAGAUUACAAUGUUCACUCCUCUGAUUCUACAUUGUACUUUCAUGUUCAUGCCUAGUGCAUUCCUCCUUUUGUUCCCUCUCUCCCUCUCUCUUUCUCGUGCUUCCUUUCUGACAUAGACACUUUUCUUAGUUUAGAUUUUCCGACGUUUCAGACAUUUACUUUUUCUCUGCGAGGGUGUCAGAACAAUCACUACACAACCUGCUCACCUCAACGUGAUGAAAGCCAUGUUGGAGUUUAGGGUACCCCCUGAUGUCUGUCUAUAGUAUCUAUUGAUAGUGUCACUGUCACUCAAACGCUGUCCUCCUGUUGAUGUUCCUCUACAUGUUUUUCCUUGAAUCUUCUCUUCAUUUUACUUCUCUAUUGCAUUUCAUUAUAUUCAGUGAGGUCCAGAUGUGGUGCAGAUAAACUGAUGCAAUGUGUGUGAUGCCUUCACACCACUGGAGCUGAUAUGAAUCAGAAUAAUAUAGAGAGAUAUUUCAGUGGUUGUAUUUGGUUUGUUUUGUUUUUCAGCUCUGCUAGAUUGAACCAGAAUCAAGUAGGAUUGGUUCUUUUUGGAUGGUUUUUUGGCAGAGCAGACUGAUUUGAAUUGGAAUGGAUUAGCCACAAUACAACAACAAAAAAAUGCAGCACUACGUUUCUAGAUUAUUUCUAAUGAUUUAAACCAUUUAGGCAUGAUAGUAAUGAUCAGAACAGGUGUGCUUGGCUGAAUCCCACUGCUUCUGGCAGCAAUGUGAAAGUCUGACAAAUGGAAAUUGCACAAAGCUGGCUUUAAUAACACAUAGCAAUGAUGGCUUUAAUAACUAAACCCAACACCUUCUGCUGCAGAGAGCUUCACACAUGUAACAGACACAGCAUGGAUUCCUGCUUUAGUUUGGCUCCUUUAAACCAUUUUGAUUCAGUGGUAAUGAUCAGAACAGGUGUGCUAGGCUGAAAGUUUGGAAACUGUGAAAGUUUGGCCAAUGCUGGCUUUAAUAACAGAAAUAACACAGUUAGACAAGUAGAAAGCUUCACACACACCUUAGAGCUGACAAUCAACCAAAUUCAAAACCAAUUGUAAAAUAUGAAUUACUUCUGUGGCUUUUUAAUUACUGCAAUGGCAAAGAUUUAUGACUUAAUCAAGUAAUUCGAUUCGCUUUUAAAUCUCUUCUUUUAAUUCGGUUAAAUAAGUCCUGCGAUAUUAAUCUUUGCAAUAUCCGCAGCCCGUUAUGAAGUAUUAAAGGUGCAACAAAAGAUCAAUAAAACCUGUUCAAUAGCAAUUGAUGGUGGCCUAUGCGACCCUUCCAAUAUUGCUGACAUUUGAGAAAUACCCACCCGCAUCUACUCUUCAAUCAGAGGUCUUUGCAUCUCAAGGGUCUGGAGAUACUCAUGACCUUUUUGACACGAGCACACAGUGUGCCAAAUGAACAAAUGCUAAUUAAAGUGAUGCAGUUAACACCCUAGUUGAUUGGUAGCAGAGAUCUGAUCCAUAUCAUGCUGCUACUUGAUUUGCCAAGAAGUUCAGAGGCCAUUGGAUAUGACACCCUGAGCUGGGGUUUGUUCAGCCUUCCGGACAGGGGGAUAUUAUUGUUUACUUUCAUUACAUCUGUGCAGUGAGCCGAUCUGACAUGAUAAGGCGGUCCAUGACUUUUAAUAAAUAUCCAAUAUAUUCCACUGGGAGGUCUGGUGAUCAGCAUGAGAAGCAAGAUGACAAGAAGACAAAGAAAUGAAAGAGAGAGGAAAUGUUGGACAAGCACGUGUGUGUCCACACAGACAGUCACCCGUGGCAGAGAAAUAAGAGAUAAUAAUCCAUCAGCCAAGGAAGCAUGGAGGAAAAUUGGAAGAACAGUGAUGUGAAGUGUGGGGGACAUUGCGAAGAAGAGACUCGAAGACAGAGACGUGUUGCAUCAGAGUUGUAGAUAUUAUUAAACAGAAGCAGAGACCGCUCACUCUGGGGGAUGUCGCUGACCGCAGAAAGAGAGGGAAAGAAGGAAAGGAAACUGAAAGGGAGGAGGGGUGUGGAAACUGAUUAUCCUGAAGCCGUGUCUUCACACGUGUAUCAUUAGAGCAAAUUAUAUAGAGAGAAAGACAGAUGCUGUUGCUGGCACGUGCUUAUGUGGCGCAGCAUAAAGCUGCUGUUUACAUGCUGUCCGACUGCUGCAAGCUUCCUGGAUCAUGGAUAAAUCUCAAACACACACACACACACACACACACACACAGACACACACAGAGUUACACUCCAGUCAUAAGCAGAGACAGUGGGAAGCUGGAAGGAAUCUUAAUGUGCACACAGAUGUUCACUAAGGUUGACACAACAGAUAAAGGCAUGCACUCCAAAAGGAUAUUGGACGAUUUCCAGGGAAUUAAAGUGGCUGGAAAAAGAGAGAGGGAAUGUGUGGAAGUGGAGGAGGGGGGAAAUAUAGUAGAGGAAAUCAGAAGCUGAGUGUACAGGGAACUGGGAAUUAGUAGCAGAGGCGCAGAAAUGGCAUUCUUCCUCCUAUGCAGUGCGUACUUGUGCAUGUUCUCACUCAGCAUUUUGCCACAACUGAACUUCUCAGUUCUUCCAGUUGCUCUUUCUGCUUCUCUGCCGUCAUCCUUAACUGACACACAACCUCUCUCCUUACCUCCUGUUAUACCUCCUCUGACAGUUCUAUAGAUGAUUUACCAUCUGAUAUACACUCACGCUUCUCCAUCUCUGCCUCUUCCCCACUCUCUCCAUCGCUCGGUCUCUCCUCUCCUCUCCUCUCCCCUCCUCCUCCUUUCUCUCUCUCUCUGUCUUUCAGGCUCUCUUACUCAUUCUCUCACACCACCUGUUAGUGCAGACCUGUAAGCUUUGGAAUCCACUUGUUUAUGAGGGACUCAUUUACGCACGCAAUCAGAGCUCUAUGACGGUGCGUAAAGGAAAGAAACUCACCAUCUCCAUCCAGGAACACAUGGCCAUAGACGUCUGCCCGGGCCCGAUCCGACCAAUCAGACAGAUCUCCGCGUACUUCCCCCGUCUCUCACCAACCGGCGAGCCUAUCUCCCCACACCCUACUGCCUCUUCAGUGGCCCUUAGCCCUGGUCUCGGGGCUUCUGGAGUGGGGAGCAGCACACUCCUCUCCCCACUGCAGGCCGGGGCCAGGGGAGGUGGUGGAACAUUAUCAUUGUCCAGUAGUGUGGACACAUCAGUCGACAUUAACAGCUCUGACAGUGAUGACUGUACGGCUCUCGGGACAUUAGAAUUCGAACUGAGGUAUGAGAGAGCAACCAGCUCGCUUCACUGCACCAUCCUCAGAGCCAAGGGUUUGAAGCCUAUGGAUUUCAACGGCCUGGCAGAUCCAUAUGUUAAGAUUCAUCUCCUGCCUGGAGCGAGUAAGGCUAAUAAGUUGAAAACCAAAACUGUACGGAAUUCCUUAAAUCCAGUCUGGAAUGAGACUCUAACAUACAUUGGAAUCACGGAAGAAGACAUGCACAGAAAGACCCUGAGGUUAUCAGUGUGUGAUGAAGACAAGCUGACUCAUAAUGAAUUUAUUGGUGAGUCGCGGGUGGCUCUGAGGCGUGUGAAACCAGACCAGACAAAGCGCUUCUACACCUGCCUAGAGCAUCCACCCCCUCUUCCCUCACCAACAGCAAUGGGAGCGGCACUGCGAGGGAUCUCCUGUUAUCUCAGAGAAUGGGAACAUGAGCAGUUGCACAGUCUGGAGGAGAGAGGCCGUCUGUUGCUGUCUCUCCAGUUCCUGCCUCCAUCUGUAGAGGGAGAUGGAGAAGCCCAGCGAGGAGGUCUGUGUGUCGGUGUUCAGCGUUGUGCUCACCUCGCCGCCAUGGAUGUCAAUGGCUUCUCUGAUCCCUAUGUCAAAAUAUAUCUGAAGCCUGAUGUGCAAAAGAAAUCAAAACAUAAAACGGCCGUGAUUAAAAAGACCCUUAACCCAGAAUUUAAUGAGGAGUUCUUUUAUGAGAUUUCUCUCACAGAACUGGUCAGUAAGACGCUGGAGGUCACUGUAUGGGACUAUGACCUGGGUCGAUCCAAUGAUUUUAUAGGUGGAGUAUGUCUGAGCUGUCACUCACAGGGAGAUGCUCUACGCCAUUGGAUGGACUGUCUGAGGAAUAAGGGACAGAGGGUGGAGCGAUGGCAUGUCCUGACCAAUGAACUCCCUCAGAGCUCCUGUCAGGAGUGAGGAUCUUACAGGGGAUGUCAGUGAAUACUUAAUGCUGCAUGGAGUUAAAGAUGAGCACUCAGAGUGCAUUUGCGCACUUCAGACUUUGUGCACUAUAUGCUGUAUGCGCUCAUCAUAUACAUAGUCAAUGCAUGAUCGAUAUUCAUGACCGGCACAAAUACUGUAUUACUUGAACACACCUUGCUCAUAACCAGGAGAGUUUAAGGGAUGGACUGUCAGUCAGUUGCCUUUUUAUUCCAUACUAAUUGCUGGACCUUACCUGUCAGUCUCUCCCGAUCAUUGCUGCACGUUUUGUAUACGUUUUGUAACAAUAAAGUGAAUUCUAAUCUUCUGAGAAUCCCAUGUAGCAUAUCCUUCUGAUUGGAUAUAAUAGAAAAUGUAUUUUAUUCUCAACACUUCAGUAAUUAGGAAAGACAUGCACUACAUUAACAGCCUGUAGGAAAACAAGCAAGGUGCCUGCAGUCAAAUUUAUAUCGUUUCAAAAUGACACAGGAAGCUUAAGGGAAAAGUUUCUCAUUAAUGUUUUUGGACACUGAAUGUAUUAAUUGGACAUCAGGACUGUUACUCAUAAACCAUCUCAGAACUGAUAAAAACUGGAGUGGAUUCCAGUCCUAAAUUAGCCUUCCUUCUUUCAGAACCCUUGUAAAUACUGGCACUCUCAUAUAAACACGACCAACCAUCUGUUUUGUAGCAUGAGGAAAUGUUUACAGCAUUAUAAAGCAUGCCCCAACAAUGUUUUCCAGGGCUGUAAUUCUUGUAAUUUUGAAGUCCCAUUUGCUAAUGAUAUUUAUAUGUUUGUUUUCCUUUUUUUUGUCUGGUCUGCAUGCCCAAUGCUGUGAGUGUCAGUUUAUAUUACUGUGUUAUUUGGAUAUUUAUUGAGUGUUGUACUUUUGAGGAUUUGUGAUUACUACAUUUGUAUGAAGUGUUUAUGUAAAAUUUGGAAAUACAAAUGAAUGCAUUGCUCUAAGGCUG